Cynocephalus volans (Philippine flying lemur) is the source of this 2146-nucleotide messenger RNA. RefSeq names its product TIR domain containing adaptor protein (gene TIRAP). The transcript is spliced from 4 exons. Gene Ontology annotation, cellular component: cytoplasm; plasma membrane. Gene Ontology annotation, molecular function: Toll-like receptor 4 binding; Toll-like receptor 2 binding. Gene Ontology annotation, biological process: toll-like receptor 4 signaling pathway; positive regulation of tumor necrosis factor production; positive regulation of chemokine (C-X-C motif) ligand 2 production. NCBI's taxonomy places the organism in Eukaryota, Metazoa, Chordata, Mammalia, Dermoptera, Cynocephalidae. The record is from RefSeq and is a predicted model, not a curated record. Bases 164 to 829 code for a protein of 221 amino acids.
CGGCCGCCCGCGGCGCUUCCGGGGAGCGGGGCCUGCGCUGCACUUCCCGGCCGGCCGGAGCCCGCGCGCAGGAUGGCUGUUCCAUGAGGUCAAGACGGGAUCUCCUCCCUUCUCCCGCUUCACCAAUGCCUGGACUCAGAGGGUUAGAUUUGAGCCCUUCACUAUGGCAUCAUCGACCUCCCUCCCAGCUCCUCGCUCCCAGUCCAAGAAGCCACUGGGCAAGAUGACUGACUGGUUCAGGCAGGCCCUGUUGAAGAAGCCCAAGAAGAUGUCUCCUGAAAGCCCUUCCAGUGAUGUUUCACAGCCAGUCUCACAAGACAGCCCCCCACCCCUGGGCCUCAGUUCAGUCAUGUCUCCCACCCCGCCACCAACAGCACCAGCAGCAGUGGCCAGCAGCAGCAGCCGCUGGAGCAAGGACUAUGACGUCUGUGUGUGCUACAGCGAAGAGGACCUGGUGGUCGCCCAGGAGCUAGUCUCCUACCUGGAGGGCAGCUCUACCAGCCUGCGCUGCUUCCUGCAGCUUCGGGAUGCAGCCCCCGGUGGUGCCAUCGUGUCUGAGCUGUGCCAGGCACUGACCGGUAGUCACUGCCGCGUGCUGCUCAUCACCCCAGGCUUCCUUCAGGACCCUUGGUGCAAGUACCAGAUGCUGCAGGCCCUGACUGAAGCCCCGGGGGCGGAGGGCCGCAUCAUCCCCCUGCUGUCAGGCCUGACCAGAGCCGCCUACCCCCCAGAGCUCCGAUUCAUGUACUACGUGGAUGGCAGGGGUCCCGAUGGUGGCUUUCGCCAAGUCAAGGAAGCUAUCAUGCGUUAUCUGCAGACACUCAGCUGACACUUCUUAUAUCACCGUGGGACCCAGAAAGUUGGAAGAAAGCUGGAAAUGAAGAGCCCAUGCAGGGCCCUGGAUUCCAGCAGAUGUGAAAAGAGGCAUCAGGAGCCAGUGUCUGUGGCACUUUGUGUGUGACCUGGGAUCAGUUUACCCAUUAGGCUCCCAUUACUGUGGGCUCCUCAGGAAGGCCAUGGGGAGGGCUGGGACUCCCCCAGGAAGGCCAUGAGGAAGCUGGGGACUCCCCCAACGAAGGCCAUGAGGAAGCUGGGGACUCCCCAGGAAGGCCAUGAAGAAACCAGAAAUUGGAGGUGGUGCUGAUUCCAGAGGGUCACUAGUGCUGUGCCUCCUGCCUAGUGGGGCAGAAGUCUGCACACACCUAUGUCUUCUUCCCCUGGAAUUGGGCACUGGUGUAGACAGGCGUCCCUCCCAAAGAGGGAACUCACCCAAUUGAUGAGCUAGAAGCCUAAACUGGAAGCCUCAGGGAAGGUUCUCCCAGUUGCCUGGGAGGUCAGGCAGAAAGCAGCAAGGACCAAACCCUUCAGACUCACACUACUGCUGCUUUUCCCAGAGGUGGCAGGUCACUUCAGGAAGGUGUAUGAAAGACACAUCCAGCACUGCACUGUUUUAUUUAUUGCAUGAGUGUUGUUAAAGACACAAACCUAGAAGCCAUUCUGAAUGUACAGGACAGGGGAAGGGGCAGGUGGAGUGAAGAGAAGAAAAGUUAGGGCUCAUUCCCUUCACCUGGGAUCAAAAGCCCACCUAUGCUGUGACAUCUGGGGGCCUCACAUGGGUCUGGCUAGAGCCGAUGCUUUUCCAGUAGCUGUCUUCUCCUUCGGACUGAAACGAAUUGGCAUUGACUGUGUUCCUUGUGGGACAGGGAAGGUUUCAUUCACCUGUUCUCAAUAAGUCUGUUGUUGAGCUGAAAUGAAUUUCAUUAUUUCUCCCAAUGUAUACUUUGGGCCUCUUCUCUCACUUCCCCCUAUCAUGUCCCCUCUUUUUUUAUCCUGCCCCUCCACCCCCAGGUCCCCCCUUUUAGUGAAAAACUUAUUUUUUUAAUUAUGUCAUUUUAUUACAUACAAAAGGACUAAAGAAUAAUAUAACGUACACUCACGUACCUACCACCCAGCUGAAGAAGUAUAACCUUAUCUCCACGAUGCUCCCUUUGUGCCCUUAAUUAUAUUCCCCUCACUUCUCUAGCCAGAAAUACCACUAUUCUGAACUUUGAACUUUAUCAUCCUCAGCCUUUUUCUACAAAUUUACUAUGUAUGUAUGCAUCCCUACCAAUAUAUUGUAUAGUUUCAUGGUGUUAUACUUUAUAUA